CUACAUUUCCCAGAAUGCCUCGGUAGAUGUGCGUCUGGGUGUGAGGGAGAAAGACUAAAAUUGGACCAUCUGCAGACUUUGAUUUAGCAUCAAUGGCUACAGCAGGUAUUUUGCUCAAUGCUUUGCUGUAUUAUGAGUGUUAGUAAACCAUCGCGCUUUGACUGAUUCUCGGGAGGAUCCGUGGCAAUUGCCACUACCACUGUACCUUCACCGGACAUCACCAACAAGGCCAAAAUGGAUGCUGGUUUUGGAUCCACGUUUCCAGCAGUCCCACAAGUAGCAAAAGCGGAAACUAAUUACAAGCAGCAUCGUAGGACCCCUUCAACCUCCAGCACUCUGACCUACUCCACUCGUGACGACGACGAUGGCAUGCCACCCAUCAGUACCCCUCGCCGCUCAGACUCUGCCAUCUCCGUUCGUUCGCUGCAUUCUGAAUCCAACAUGUCACUACGCUCCACCUUCUCCUUGCACGAGGAAGAGGAAGACACGGAGCCGCAGGUGUUUGCGGAGCAGCCCUCAGUAAAGCUUUGUUGCCAGCUGUGCUGCAGUGUGUUCAAGGACCCGGUCAUCACCACCUGUGGACACACAUUCUGCAGGCGAUGUGCCUUGACCUCAGAGAAAUGCCCGGUGGACAAUUCGAAGCUCACAGUGGUAGUGAAUAACAUAGCUGUGGCUGAGCAAAUCGGAGAGCUUUUCAUCCACUGCAAGUACGGCUGUCGUCCAGCUGCCUCGGGCAAGUCUGGUGCCUAUGAGGUUGACCCACUUGGCUGUCCUUUUACCAUCAAGCUCAGCACCAGAAAAGAUCAUGAAGUAAGCUGUGACUACAGACCCGUUCGCUGUCCCAACAACCCCAACUGCCCUCCAUUGCUCACUAUGAACUUAGAGGCCCAUCUGAAAGAAUGUGAACACAUCAAGUGCCCUCAUUCUAAAUAUGGUUGCACCUUCAUCGGGAAUCAGGACACAUACGAGACUCACCUGGAGGUUUGUAAGUUUGAGGGACUAAAGGAGUUUCUCCAGCAGACGGAUGACAGAUUCCAUGAGAUGCAGGUGACACUGGCGCAGAAGGACCAGGACAUUUCGUUCCUGCGCUCAAUGCUUGGUAAACUCUCAGAGAAGCUGGACCAGCUGGAGAAAAACUUGGAACUCAAGUUCGAUGUGCUGGAUGAGAAUCAGAGCAAGCUCAGUGAAGAUCUGAUGGAGUUCAGGCGAGAUGCUUCCAUGCUAAACGAUGAACUGUCUCACAUCAAUGCCAGGCUCAAUAUGGGCAUACUGGGCUCCUACGACCCCCAGCAGAUCUUCAAAUGUAAGGGUACUUUUGUGGGCCAUCAGGGUCCGGUGUGGUGCCUGUGUGUUUAUUCGACAGGCGAUCUACUUUUUAGUGGGUCAUCAGACAAAUCCAUCAAGGUUUGGGACACGUGCACCACAUACAAAUGCCAGAAGACUCUCGAAGGCCAUGAUGGCAUAGUGUUGGCAUUGUGCAUUCAGGGGAACAAGCUGUAUAGUGGCUCAGCUGAUUGUACAAUCAUUGUUUGGGAUAUCCAGACCCUUCAGAAAGUGAACACCAUCCGGGCACACGAUAACCCUGUGUGCACUCUAGUGUCCUCACACAACAUGCUCUUCAGCGGCUCUCUCAAAGCCAUUAAGGUGUGGGAUAUUGUUGGCACAGAGCUGAAGCUAAAGAAGGAGCUGACUGGUUUAAAUCACUGGGUUCGAGCUUUGGUUGCUUCUCAGAAUCAUCUUUACAGUGGAUCUUAUCAAACCAUAAAGAUCUGGGACAUCCGUUCUUUGGAGUGUGUCCAUGUGCUCCAGACCUCUGGAGGCAGUGUGUACUCCAUUGCAGUCACCAACCACCAUAUAGUUUGUGGCACCUAUGAAAACCUCAUUCAUGUUUGGGACAUUGAGUCCAAGGAGCAGGUUAGGACACUGACAGGCCAUGUGGGCACAGUGUAUGCCCUUGCUGUCAUCUCCACACCCGAUCAGACCAAAGUGUUCAGUGCCUCCUAUGACCGCUCUCUUAGGGUGUGGAGUAUGGACAACAUGAUCUGCACUCAGACUCUGCUGCGGCACCAGGGCAGUGUCACAGCCCUCGCUGUGUCCAGGGGAAGACUGUUCUCCGGAGCAGUAGACAGCACAGUAAAGGUGUGGACGUGCUAAACGUGACCGUUAAUCACUAUUAGUUGCGUCAACGGGUUGAUUAAUCUCACAAAUCUCUCACAACUCAGAAUCAUGAUGAAUCUGUGUCUACGAGAAAGAAUAUUCAAACAAACAUUACAGUACAUUGGACAGGAAAUAUUCAUGUUCUCUACUCUCUGGACUCGGACAUCUGCCCUGUUCAGAUUUGUAAAGUGUUAAAAACGUCUGGGCUUAUGUGAAGAAUGAAGGAUUUGUUUGCUUUAACAUGCCACAGGACGUCCUAACCUGCAGUCUCUAUAAACUCCAGACAACACUGUAUUUUAUAUACAUAAGAUUUAUUUCCUAGAAAAGUAUGAUUUUAGAUUUGGUAAGACUUGAACUCUACAAACGAAUUCAGUUGAAGGUCAUGUUUCCUGCAGACCUGGGAAACGUUGCUGUGAUGACUAUUGAACUUUGACCGUUUUGAGUCACAGUCUAACGACUGAGUGAGUGCCUAAACUUCAGCCUGGUUCCCAGGGAGAUGCUUGGAGUUCCUAUCGUCCCUGGGCUGAAUGGAGACCUACACUAAACCAACUUGGGCCUGAAACAGCAGAGCAUUGUUUUGGACAACACAGUGCCCUUGUUUUUAAUCUUGGAUUUGACAGUGCCAACUGAACUGCUCAGAUAUUUUCUAACCACCUGUUGACCGAUGUGAAACCUUUGUAAUGAUCGUCUCAUCCAUCAUGCUUUCGUGUAAAUAAUGCAACGUUUCCUUACCAAAGGCGCAACUGCUUCAUGCUUGCCUCCAUGUUUGCGAUGGAAACCAGAUUUUGCCCACGCAAAGCUAGUAAGACUUUUACAAUGUUAUCCGUGCUAGUUACUAUCUUUUUGAACUAAAUAACAAUUAUUCUUAUUAGUUUGAUGAGUGUAAAGCACUUAAUUCGUCAUCAUUGAGCAUCCCAGCUUAACUUUCCAGAAAUAACGAGUGCUUGGGGUGGAAGGGAACACUGUUUAAUGUGAGAUUGAUAUUCUCUUUUAGCUUAAAGGCACAGUUAACCACAAAUCAUUUGUCAUUUAAUGACAAAAGUUCUGCCAUUUAUUUUACUUGCCUCAAAUUUGUAUGACUUGUUUUGUAAAGUAGAACAUCAAAGACGUUAUUUGGAGCUUCCAUUUGUUUACCAGCAGUAUUGAAAACCAUAUUUCAAAGUAUCUUUCAUAUAGUGAAAGAUAUAUUAUUCUCUUUUUUUUUAAUAACUUUAUUUUCCACAGAGAAAAUAAAGGCCAAUUCACACGGCACCAACAGACGUAAACAAACACUUGUUGUUGUGUAUGAUGUAGCAGUUGUUUAUUUGACAACAUGUGAUCUGACAUUUUCACUCCCUUUGAAAAAGAACAAGCAAGAGGAGCGUUUCCAAAAUAUCAGCAUGUGCAGAAGAGCACAGGUGUGCUGUUGAGUUUACACAAGUUUCAUUUCAGACAAAAUAGUCUUGUUUAGUCAGUCAAGCUGGUGCAGAGCUUUAUUUAAAGAGUACUGAUGCAAAAGCCUUUAACAGGGUUCAUACGGUCAUAGAAAACCUGGAUAAGUCGGGGAAUUUUGACAUGGCAUUUUCCAGGCCUGAAAAAGUCUUGGAAAAGUCAUGGAAAUUUGUUAUAUUAUAUUGAACUGUUCACACAGUCACAGGCCUUACAGCAGAGGUGUCCAAACUCGGUCCUGGAGGGGCAGUGUCCUGCAGAUUUUAGCUUCAACUUGCCUCAGCACACCUGCAAAGAUGUUUAGAAAGCCUAGUAAGAGCUUGAUUAGCUAGCCCAGGUGUGUCUGAUUGGGGUUGGAACUAAACUCUGCAGGACACCGGCCCUCCAGGACCAAGUUUGGACAUGCCUGCCUCACUCAAAAGAUAGAAAUGUACUGACUACUUACUGACACUUCACUUGUUUCAAUGGUAUUGGACUUCUGUUUGUGUUUGAUUUAAAAAAAGAAUGUUUGAAACAAGCGAAGGGUGUAAUUAAAGUAGUAAGUCAUUUUUGGGUGAAUGAUCUCUUUAAAAAUGCUUGUAAAUGACAAACUUUUAAUCCAUUAUAAUUAAACUCUGUAUAAUGCCAACGUUGCCUAUCCUACGAUGUGACUAUUGCGGAUGCACACAUUGCGAUAUCGAUGCUGAAACGCUACUGAAAAAAGUGUUGCAUGCAGAACUGUUGCAAACAAUUCAUUUGUGUUAAAUUUAAACAAACAAAUUAAGUUUAAUAAUGUUGAACUUGAUUUGUUUGUUUAAAUUCAGCCCAAAUAAAUUGUUUACAACCACUUAAUGUAAAAAAAUUGAGUAAAUCCAAGGAAUCAUUGAUUAAUUUUUUCAGUGCCCUAACUUGAAUAUUGGUUGGUUGUCUUUACUUUUCUGUCCUUGGCCAAAAACAUGCUCUCACAUUGUUAGUGUUGUGUAACCAUUAUCAAAAUCAAGUUUACAGAGAUAUAAAAACUAAUUUAUAAAAAUGGAUUGUUGCGUGUUUUAGAAUAAGCUGUAAUAAAUUUGAACGUGCAUUGUUUUUCUUAUUAUUUACCAUAUAUAUGUAGACAUUAAAUGAAUCAAUAGGUCAUGAAAAUUUACUUGAAAGUCCUGGAUGGAAUUUUAGUAGUAAAACUGUGUAUGAACCCUGGUCUAAGUGCCAUAAAUCAUUCUUCUAAAAUGAGCUCAUUUUGCUCAGCCUCGUAUGUUUCUGUUCAGUCAUUUUACUUUUAUUGCGUAAACAUAGGAGGCCGAGCAAAAUGAGCUCAGAAGAACAAUUUAGAUGGCAUUUAGAGGCUUCUGCAUCUAAACUCUUAAUUUAGAAAUAAUUUGACACAUUUAGAGUCGAUGAUUCAUUAAUAAAAACAGUCAUUCAGUCAAAUCAGCAAUUUUAAAUGAAGGAUAGCCAUCAUUUACUCACCCUUGACUUCUUGUUCAAAACCUAUUUGAGUUUCGUUGCUUCAGUUGAACACAAAAGAUAUUUUGAAACAUUCUGGUAGCUGACCCUCACUGACUUCUAUAGUAUUUUCUUUUUCUUACUAUGGAAGUUGAUGCCAGCAACCAAAAUUCUUCAAAAUAUCUUAUUUUUUGUUCAACAGAAGAAAGAAACUCAUAAAGAUUUAAUACCACAUGAGGGAGAAUAAAAUAAGUAAUUUUAAAUAUGAACUAUUCCUUCAAUGGAUCACUCACUGAGAAUAAGAUUUUCAGCAAAAUGUUGUUUAUUUACACAUACGUUUUUAAUUCCAUUAUACAGCACACCCUACUUUAGAUUUUAUUCAAUCUGUGUGUUGUCUUAUUAUGGUCAUCUGUUGAAGCUUGUUUCCUUCACUUGAAAAUUGGUCUGCUGUAUCAUAAAUAUAUGAGGAAAACGUAAUCAAUUGAUUGGCCUCAAGUCAUACAAGUUUGGAACAACAUGCACAAUUUGGCAGAACUUUAAUUUCUGGCUGAAUUAUCUCUUUAAUGUGAAGCAUACUAGAUGAGUUAAUGCUGAUCCAAGACAAAAGGCAUUAAAAACAGCUGCUACUUUGGAUUUCACAGUGCCUUUUUGUGGCAUGGAGCUAUUCAAUCCAGCUCCAUAUAUAAUCAAGACAAUUCUGGACACUUAAAAAAACUUCAGAUGCAUUGUUCCCAUAUUUCCCCUCAUGAAGCUUGUGAGAGGAUGCAAGAAUGCAACGCAAGCUGAAAAGUUAAUUGUAUAAGACAGAUUUUAUCGUACUGAGUAUUUUAUAAGUCGUCGCUAACCGACAUAAUGUGGCGUUGACUCCCUCUAGUGUCCUUAAUGCAUUUUCAGUUGUAUCAAAUAAAUCUCUAAAAAGUG
This is a messenger RNA of Danio rerio (zebrafish), 5928 nucleotides long. NCBI's taxonomy places the organism in Eukaryota, Metazoa, Chordata, Actinopteri, Cypriniformes, Danionidae. The record is from RefSeq and is a predicted model, not a curated record.